AUGACUAAUAGAAGAACUUUAGCAGAUGCACUAAUUUCACUAAGCACAGGCCAAGUCUUUAUAUACGGAGAAAAUAGAAAUUCUGGCAUAGAAGAAGCAAUCAAUGGUUCCAUGCUAAAUGACCAUGCAUUUUUAUCGAAGCAGAUUUGGUCGAAAAUUUAAAUUUUUUUGGGUCAAAUGUCUCACUAUAUUAAAAAGCUUCAACCAAUUUUCGAUCAAAUGUACUUCAGCGAAAUCCAGUCCACAAUCAUUGGACCUGCACCCGCAAUCAAUAUUUAUAUACGAAUUCUCCAGCAAGAUCAGUGAAGAGAGAAUAAUAAUGGGAUAACCUCAGAACAAUUAAACUCUCUUCCAGAAGAAAAGUGGCCUGGAUUUUUAUAUCAGCUUGACAAUUCCUCCCCUGAAUUGCUUCAAUUUAAAAGAAUUAAGAAAGAGUGUGCUGUUUGUCUGCAAGAACUUGAAAAAGAUGAAAUUGUAAGAGAGCUGCCUUGUAAGCAUUUUUUUCAUAAAUCGUGCAUUGACAGAUGGCUUAAAACUAAGCCUUCUUGUCCUUUAGAUAAGAAGCCAGUAGUGGGAUAG
This is a messenger RNA of Blepharisma stoltei, 579 nucleotides long. Lineage: Eukaryota; Ciliophora; Heterotrichea; Heterotrichida; Blepharismidae. The record is from the annotation of a GenBank genome assembly.